Molecule: messenger RNA, 3558 nt
Organism: Notolabrus celidotus (New Zealand spotty)
Lineage: Eukaryota; Metazoa; Chordata; Actinopteri; Labriformes; Labridae
Gene: ccdc85b
Product: coiled-coil domain containing 85B
Exons: 1
Coding region: 811-1413 (200 amino acids)
Biological process (GO): negative regulation of DNA-templated transcription
Cellular component (GO): nucleus
Source: RefSeq, a predicted model, not a curated record
GCGCAGCUCGGCGCUCAGCGGACAGCCGUGAAAGUGUGGGAGGCAGACAUUGUUGUGGUAGCAGUCCAGACCAAGAGGAUGAGCGGAGAUGAUGCUCACAUUGUAAGCGGAUAGGGGGCGAGAUCGAUUUAUAUUUUUUAUUUGAAUCUGAAGAAUGUUUUGUUUGUGAGAAAAAUUACAAAAGCUGCUGCAUUGUACGCGGACUCGUCAUACUGUAGCCAGCGCGUAACGGAGUUCAUUCAGCCGGGGAGAGAGCGAAGCACAGCCUGAUGAGGCGAUGCCAGCGACGUAAAAAACACAACAUCUGCAGGGUGUGCAUCCAAGGCUGCUGGAUCAAACCUCCGUGGAUCGAUUGGGCCUUCGUACAAACAGCAAAGGGAAGCCCACGAAGCUGUUGUUAUCUUCGAAAUACAAAGAGAGGAGGUAAAAUAAGGACAGUUGUGUUGUUUGAGGCCUUUGGACAACACAGCCUGCUGCUGAGGGGAUGACAGAUUGACAUUAACGGGGGUUUGCGGUGCAUCUUCAUCCUCAACCUCGUUAAGACGUUUCCACGAGAACAAUCAGUGGGUUCAGCUCGAAACAAGACUGAAGUCACACCAUCUUGAAGGCAGUCAGCUAAAUUAAGAUAUUGCAUGUUUCUGCCAUGAUUUGGCCUCCGGUGCUGUCGUGAUUGCACACAUGACAUCUGGAGCCCACUGGAUGCAGAUGAAGACGAGAAUAUGGUGAAGAUUCUGCACUGAAACAUCAAUCUACAUCUCGGCCCUUUCGACAUAUUAUCAGGUACCCUAAGGUGAAAGGUUUAAUGAAAAGAUGGGUAGCGACGGUGAGGUCAUAAAUCGAGAACUGUCAAAGAUUUCAGAUGAAGAUUUGCUUGCGUGCUCCAAAGAGGAGCUGGUGAGCCGGCUGCGUAAAGAGGAGUCGGAUAAAAUAUCAGCUCUGAUCCAGCGAGGUCGCCUGAUAAAAGAGGUAAAUAAACAGCUGCAGGGACACCUCCUCGAAAUCAGGGAACUGAAAGUCAUCAAUCAGCGCCUGCAGGAGGAGAACGUGGAACUGCGGGACCUGUGCUGCUUCCUGGACGACGACCGGCUCAAAGUGAAGAAGCUGGCCCGGGAGUGGCAGCUAUUCGGGCACCACGCUGCCAAAGUGAUGCGCGAGGACCUGGGCGGAUACUUGAAGAAGCUCGCUGAUUUGGAGCGCAUGCAGGAUGGGCUGGUGAAGGAGAACCUGGACCUGAAGGAGCUGUGCCUGGUCCUUGAGGAGGAGUGUGUGAGCAGAAGUGACUCCAGCCCCGGGGGAUCCACCGAGCUCAACCUGCCCUGUAUGGUGGCCCGGGACCUGGGGGAUGGGAGCUCCAGCACCGGCAGCGUGGGAAGCCCAGAUCAGCUUCACCUGGUGUGCUCACCUGAUGACUGAUGGAAGGUUAAGGCCAGCAGUCAGUGCUUCUCUGACUUGAAUGAGAAACCGCUGGAACCGAUGUGAUGUGAUAGAGACAGGAGCUUUGUCAGACUACAAUUAAAAUGGUGCAAAAGCAUAAGGGCCUUCUGAAUGCUGCAAAGAUGUGUGUGCCACCAGGUUUUCACUUGACAAAGAUCCUACCACCGUGGACAUUUUCAGGACUUUACAAAGACAUUUCAUAGAUGUUUGCAAGAUUAUAAUGUAUCAAAAUUUUACAGUGUUUUUUCUAGCAACUCUUCUGUUUUUUGGGAAAUUCUCCUUUUUCAUUGGUCUGUUGUUGAAAAAAAUGGGACCAAAAAAGUGGGUCACAUAUAUAAAUUUAUCUCAUGCACUGGACUAGCCUACACUGGCAGACGCCUUUUUUAUCUAUUGCACUGGACAACGUUAUCAUGAAUCUUUUUAAAAGCAGAUCUAAAGAUUCAUUUCGAUCCAGUUUUGAGCCAUAUUUAGUCCACUGAAAUCCAACAGCACUGAAAUAGAUUUAAAAAGAAAAAGAAAAAAUGAAACUAUUUGAUACGUUUUUUUUUGCUUAGAUGCCCAAUAAGGUGUAAUAUUUUGCACUCUCUUCCUCAGGACAGGAUUGGAGUUGCCAUAUGUGCAUGAAGAUUGUCACACUUUGUACAGGCCUGUUUAGCAGUCUGAUGUGAGGCCCCUUCAGGUUCAUUGUGGGUGGGGCUGAUGGUGCAUAAUGCACAUGUGCUACAGCCAGGGCAGAGCCAGCACACUUGAGAAGGUUUUGGAUCAGAUGUGAAUGAAAAGAUGUCCUUGGACCUCACUCAGAGCUGAACUGGACAAGGUUCUGUCACUUUUCUAAAAAUCAGACUGGAAACUCUUUUUAACAAACUGGAAGGUCUACAAGUUUGAAUGAUUUCUAUUCAAACAAAGCUGUUUAAAUUCACAUGUGUUACAUUUCUUUAUGUCAUUGUUGUUGAAUCAGCAUAUCACAGUAUGUUUAAAGCUGGAACUACCAGCUUUAUCCUCUGUCACUCAUGCUUUGUAUUUACCCCGUAACAUUAGGGAUUAUCUUGACUUUGACCCUUCUUGAUCUUGAUUUAUCUGUAUUAACUAGCAUUACUAAAAGAUUUCAGUUUACAUCAUAGAAGAUGCACAUGCAUUAGUAAAGAUUUACUUUGUCUCUAGCUGUUAAUUGGUGGACUAUGCUCAUAGUGCAUUGAAGAGCUUUAAAUACAGUGAGUAUGAUGACACUCUAUGGUGUUUGGGACCUUUUUUUGUGUGUUUGACAUUGCAGAAACAAGCGUUUACAUUGACACACAAUGAUGGAUUGAUUUCUGCAGUUUUGACCAGUUUUGACCUUCAUGUCUAAAUCGACUUUGUUUGAUUGAUGUUUCCUUCGUGUCAUACAGACUGACUUCAUGGAUGUUCAUCAGUUUUAUUUUUGGACCCUAUUUGCUCAAUCUGGAGAGCUGAAAAGGGCAGUAAUGCUUUUAGCCACUUAGCGAGGCACGUACUUUCUUUGACAGUAGCAUUCACUCAGAUUUUUUUACUCCUUUAUGCUCUCUGUUUGACUCUUGCUCCAUCUAUAUUUCUCUCCUUAUUGCCCCAUUUUAGCAGAGUUCUCCAAUGCUCUCUGAGCCAUGUGUGUUCGCGAGAGAUUCACUUCAAAUUUUAGAGGAGCAGAAAUCAGAGUCCACAGUUGGAGAGCAUAGAGCUGUCAUUAGAGUUUGUAAGUAAAGAAAACAUCAAAUCCUUUAAAUGAGUUUGUUAAAGGCUGAGCCUUUGAACCUUUUCAUUAUUAUUUUUUCUCAGUGUUUCCAAGAUUAAUUAUUUGAAUAUUUAAAGAUCCAGAGUAAAAGAUUAUAUCUUUAAUCAAAUUAAGUUUUUGUAUCACUAACAGUGAAAAACGGUCAUUUUAACAAAGCCUCACACUGGAAAAAGUAAAAGUAGAGAAUUAUAAUAGUUAUGACUCAUUUAUGCGGAAUGAAGCAUGAAAUAGUUGCUGGUUAUCUUCUAUCAAUUGACGAAUCAGUGAAAUGAAUACUUCUUUAAGACAUACAAGUUGUGUUCCAGUCAUACCAAUGUCUGUGUUAAACUUUUUAUGGACAUCUUCAAUGAUUCUUUCUCAAUUAAAUCUGUUGUUUUGAA